AUGUCAAUUUUAGCACCAAUUACUUCAACCUAUGCAGGAAUUCUAGGUAUUUAUUACCUUAAAUUAACAUUUGAUAUUGGCACAGAAAGAAGAAAAGCAAAAACUUCUAUUGGUGAUGGUUCACAACAAUUAAUUCAAAAGAUAGUUGAUGCUGGUAAAAGUGGAAAAACUGAAAAUUUUUCAAAAAUUGAUUACCUUUCAUAUGAUGAUCUUUUGAGAUCAAUUAGAGCACAUGGAAAUUUUGCAGAAUUUGUACCAUUAGCAUUAUUAUUUUCAUUAAUUUGUGAAAUUAAUGGAAUUUCAAGUAAAUUAUUAACUGGAAUACUAUUUACAUUAACAGUUUCAAGAUUUUCUCAUGCAACAGGACUAAGAGCAAGUAAUGUUGGACGUAAAAUUGGUGUCUCUCUUACACUACUUUCAAUUUUAAUCCUUUCAAUUCUUUCUAUUUAUAUUCCAAAUAAAGAUACUAUUUUUAAUUUAUUUAAAAAUUAA
Messenger RNA from Dictyostelium discoideum AX4, 492 nucleotides. RefSeq lists its product as hypothetical. The transcript is spliced from 2 exons. Gene Ontology annotation, cellular component: membrane. Lineage: Eukaryota; Evosea; Eumycetozoa; Dictyosteliales; Dictyosteliaceae. The coding region runs from base 1 to 492 and encodes 163 amino acids. The record is from RefSeq and is a predicted model, not a curated record.